UCCAUGACCAAGCAAAGGUAGAGAGCAGGUUAGGGAGGGAGAGGCAGGUGACUUUUAUCCAGACUUACUGACUUCUGAAGAUUUCAGUAAGGAGAGUCAAUUUGUAGUUAAUCAUUUUGCCCGUGGGUCCUGUCGAAACGAUCGAGUGUCUUCUUUUUCGCUUUCUUCUUUGUUUUAAGCUUUUAAUAUCCUGCUGUCAAGCAUUUAUUUUUGGACUGAUCAGGGCAUUUAUCCUAAAAUCAUCUGAUUUGGGUGAUGCCAGAGAGAAAACUUUGGACAAGGCAUGUAGGUAUGGAAGCCUUGAACAGCGUGGGCAGCACCGGUAGCUGUGACAGUAUUGAAAGCAUCUCCUCCAACCACUCUACAUUUAGUGGAGAAGGAUAUGAUCAUCUUUCUGCUGAAGAGCGAGAAUGCUUGAUGUUUCUUGAAGAAACUAUAGAGUCCUUAGACAAUGAGGAAGACAGUGGAUUAUCAAAUGAUGAAGUUGAAGCAAAUAAUAGGGACAGCCUCCUGGCUUCAGAGCCAGCGAAGAUUCAGUUUUCUGCUAACAAUGAGAAAAUAUCACCAAAGGUUGCAACACUGCCUAAACGAGAAGAAUGGACAAAUACAGCUAAUAACUUAAAUACAGUUUCACAGGGACACCACAGUUUUCCAAGAGUCCAAGUUUCCAAACCAAGUCCAAAACAACCAUUUGAAAGUAAGAUGGGAGGCCCCCCAAAAGACCAACAGAAGCUAUCGCCUGAGAAACCCAAAAGGAUGUCUACAAUUAAUCAGCAGCACACAGGAGAAUCUCUUGUAUCAGAGUCCUUAAUUCUACCACCGCCUGAAGCUUUCAGAGACCCCCAGAUUGUAGACAAACGGCAUUCCGUCACUGAUCCCACAGACACUCGUGAAGUCUGGUUUGAUAGAAUAGUACUGAAACCUGCAGCAAUUUCAGAACAUCAAGAGGCACUGGUUACAUUAAAGCAAUCCAACCAAACAUUACCACCGCCUGUAUACCCAAGGGUUUCUUCACCAAAUAAAUUCUUAACAGGUGAACAAGAGAAUCUCAGUCAAGCCAUAGAAAAGCCUUCAGAGACACACUUUAAACAGGGCCCACCUACAGCACCCAAGCCACGUACAUUACCACCCCACAUAGUUAUUAAAACAAGCAGAGGGGAUAUUCAAAAUCUAGACCCACAGAAAAGACCAAGAACCUUUUCAGCACAUGAAAGGAGCACAGCCAAUGAAUCUGUAAUGACAAAUGUUCUCCAUUCUAAAGAACAAGAGCGUGCUAGGCAAGAGGCACUGCAAAAACUAGGCUUGGAGAAGAAAUCUAGUUCUCGUGAAAAUGUAUCGGUUCCACCAUUCAAAACGGACCACCCUGCAGCACCUGGUGGAAAUAAACAAGAGAAUAAAGAAGAUAAAAACAAAACUGUUGUAACAAAUCAGCAAGAGGAAAAAAAAUCAUCAAAAAGUGUUCCGGUACAGCCUCUUGUGGCAAAAAAUGAAGCGUUUGCCAAGAAUAGGCUAAGCAUGAAAUCAAACUUGUUUGAGAAAGCUGAACAGCCUGUAAAUAGUACUCAUGGCCCCAUAACCAAUGAUAUCACUGUAAACACUAAACACAGUGAGAAGACAAACAUCCAAGAAAAGCCAAAUGAACUGACAACUCUGUCUUUAAAUGUACAUGAAGUAACUGAUAACUCCAAGAAUGUAAAAUCUGAAAGUCAUGAAAAUGCCUCACAACGAAAUCCAGUUCCUCAAAGAAAGGAACAUUUCACUGAUAAACCUGAUCAUUCAUUUAGAGAAGCCUGCUUUAACUCAGACACUUUUCUGAUUCCGGGUCAAGAUAGUAGUAAAAAUCCUGUAAAGUUGCAGACAAGCACAGCACCCAUUCAAGCAUCCAUCGUACCAGAAAAAAAUCUUGUGCCUGACAAAACAGCAGAGCAUUUUAAAAGAGUUGACCGUUUUCAGCGUAGCUUAGCCCAAGAAAAUAAAACUGCUUCUUUAGAAAAUAUUAACAUGAUUAGUACCAGCCCUAGAAAUAGGUUUAGUUUUUCUCCGCCAAAAGAACCGCUGGAUACUCAACACAGUGCUAAAGUUACUCAUAAUGAUGGGAAGGGCAGGCCGCCUGUUGAUAAAAGCAAUAGACACAGCACUCAUUUUGAACCAUCUGAUGAACCAUAUUUGCGUCUUCCUCAGGGUUUAGUCCCUGGUCUGCGACAAAUAAGUAUCAAGUCAAAUACCUUGGAACGGUCUGGGGUGGGUCUUAGUAGCUCUCUUCCGAGUAUUGAAAAGGGAGGCAAUUCCUUUUUUAAGAAGCCGAUAUUUUCUGGAAAUUUCUUGCGAAAUAACAGACCAAGACCAGCAUCCCUUGGUACAGGGAAAGACUUUGCAAACCUAGAGCCCAGUACUGCAGCUGCAGAAAGCACAGAGAAGCAUUCAUUUUUUUCAAAGCCAUCUCGUCAAUCUGCUCCCGUCACAAGUGUUAAAAUUGCGCCAAAAGGAUCCACAGAUGAACAUAGACGACAAGCCUUGAAAAAGCUUGGCAUUCUCAAGGAAUGAGCAAUAGACAUUACUCCUGAAGUACUAUUGAUUAUAAAGCCUAAUUGAACUCUCUUUGGAAAGUGUCCAGAUGAAUUUGCUGCAGCGAAACAAUUUUAUUUUCUCAUUUUUGAUUCUCCUCCAUGUUUUCUAUUGCUGAUACAGUUGUAGCACCAGUGAAAUACAAACUUUGCUCCUCAGUAGUAUGUUAAUAGACUGCCAUGCCCUGUGUUUUACUAGUAGUUUUUUUGCAGUGACCAGACACAUACAGAUUUACAGAUCUCUGUCAAUUU
Rana temporaria (common frog) is the source of this 2816-nucleotide messenger RNA. RefSeq names its product chromosome 2 C1orf116 homolog (gene C2H1orf116). The transcript is spliced from 4 exons. NCBI's taxonomy places the organism in Eukaryota, Metazoa, Chordata, Amphibia, Anura, Ranidae. The record is from RefSeq and is a predicted model, not a curated record. Bases 256 to 2544 code for a protein of 762 amino acids.